AUGGCAAUGAAGGUUAUUGUGUUCCUAUUGGCUGCAGCGGCAUUUGUGAGCGCGAUCAACGGGAGGACUAUAGUGGUUCACAAGAGCGGGGCUGACAUGGAGGCGGAGCAUUUCCGCCCCCACUUCAAGCCAUAUCCCGGCUUCCUCGGUGGAUACAGAGGCGGCGCUGGUGGCUUUGGAGGAUUUGGCGGAGGAUUCGGCAAAGGCGGAGUUGGUGGAGGAUUCGGUGGGUGGGACGGGUCGAGUGGCAGGGCCGGGAGAGGAGCUGGUGGGAUUGGAAGCAGCAAGCGUGGUGGUGGCAAGAGCCACGCUGGCAGCAGUGGCGGUGACGAGAUUGGUGCACCUGGUGACUAUUCUGACGAUGGAUCGUCUCCAUGA
Molecule: messenger RNA, 378 nt
Organism: Salvia splendens (bonfire salvia)
Lineage: Eukaryota; Viridiplantae; Streptophyta; Magnoliopsida; Lamiales; Lamiaceae
Product: glycine-rich protein DOT1-like
Exons: 1
Coding region: 1-378 (125 amino acids)
Source: RefSeq, a predicted model, not a curated record